Messenger RNA from Dermatophagoides farinae (American house dust mite), 1719 nucleotides. NCBI's taxonomy places the organism in Eukaryota, Metazoa, Arthropoda, Arachnida, Sarcoptiformes, Pyroglyphidae. The record is from RefSeq and is a predicted model, not a curated record.
AUGAUGAAAUCAGCAACGAAAAAUCAUCGUCAUAAUUUAUCCGAUAAUAUGGAAUUGAUAAAAAAUUUGGAAAAAAUGAUUCGUCUAUCGAAAUGUUGUCUUAAAUGUCAACAUGAUGAAUUGCCAUUGAAAAUGAUUAAAUGUGGCCAUUUAUUCUGUUCAAAUUGUCUAUCUCAUUUAUCACAAUGUCCAUCAUGUUUUUGUCAUUUUGAUCAAACAGAUAUUAAUGAUGAUGUAUUGUUUGAGCAAUUAGCGGAUAAAUGUUUAAAAUUGCAAAAAACUUUGUUCACAAAUGAAACCCUUGGUAAUGAUCAUCUUGAUGAUUCUGGUGAUAUCAAUCAUAAUUUGACUGUAGUUAUUGAUAAUGAAAUGAAAAUGAAAUCAAAUACUAUAACAACAAUGGAAAAUCAGCCAUUGAAACAUGAUUGUUGCAUUGAAAAAAUGUUGCAUCAUACAUUACAAGCGAAUAUUUGUCCAACUAUCAACAAUAUCAUGCAAAAAUUGAUCGAUCCAUUGAUAGUAUCUCAUCAUUCCGAACAGAAAUCAUCACCACCAUCAUUCAAAUUGGAUGUAUCGGUUCAAACUGAUCAAAUACCGGUAAUUAUACAAUCAACGAAAUCCAUUCAAACUGAUCCAUUGCCGGUAAUUAUGCAAUCAUGGAAAUCCAUUCAAACCGAUCCGAUGCCAGUAAUAAUGCAAUCAACGAAAUCCAUUCAAACCGAUCCUUUACCGGUAGUUAAUUUUUCAUCUCAAUCCGUACAAACUGAUGCUAUGCAAACAUCGGUUUUUUCAUCAAACUCCAAACAAACAGAGGCAAUAUCAACAAAUGAAUCAUCAAUGGUAAAGAGUACGUCUAUUAAUGUGAAAUCUUCUCAAAACGAUGAAUCACCAGUGAAAAUUCCAACAUAUUUCCAGCCAUUGUUGACAAGUACUGAUAAAAAAAAUAAAAAGAAAAAAAAUCUCCCAUUUUUAUCGAGCAAUGAAGAUUCUGAUUAUUCUGUUCCACUGAAACGUUUCUGUACAUAUUCAUCAUCAUCGUCAUCAUCAUCGUCAUCGUCAUCAGAUACUUAUAAUCAUUUUGUCAUACUAUGUUCCAACCUUGAACAAAUACAAAAACGGCGAUUAUCUAAAGCUGCCAUUUCAUUAAAUUUUGAAUUGGUCAAAGAAUGGUCAUUGAAUGUCACACAUCUAGUGGUUGGUUCGGCACCUGGAACGAAAAAAUCUGAUCUUUUGACAACUAGAUCAUUCAAAUAUCUUAUGGCAUUGACUGCCAAUAAAUGGAUUGUACAUUGGGAUUGGAUCACAGCAUCAUUGGCAAAUGGAAGUUUAGUUGAUGCUGAACCGUAUGAAAUCAAAGGAGUGAAAAAUUGUGAUAAACUUGGCUGUCCAAAUGAAUCAAGACGAAUGAAAAUUGCUUUGUUUGAAAAUUGUGCUAUACAUUUUUCCUCAUUGAUUAAUUCUCCAUUAAGUUUGGACGAAUUAAAACAAAUUGUACAGCUUGGACGAGGUACGAUUGUCGAUCAAUUAGAACAACUCGGUGUAAUAUUGCUCAAAAUGCCUCAUCUAAAACCUAUUUUAAUCCAUAAUGAACACAAAUAUGAGAAGGGUGCUGGUCUCAAUAAUUCUAUCUGUUGUUUAUCUAUUUCAGAAUUUUUUGAGAUUAUUUGUCGAUUAAAGUGUUUAAAUCAAAUAUAAAUCAUUGAAUAAAAAAUUUUUUUU